Messenger RNA from Amyelois transitella, 2099 nucleotides. RefSeq lists its product as uncharacterized. Gene Ontology annotation, cellular component: membrane. The coding region runs from base 135 to 635 and encodes 166 amino acids. The transcript has 5 exons. The record is from RefSeq and is a predicted model, not a curated record. NCBI's taxonomy places the organism in Eukaryota, Metazoa, Arthropoda, Insecta, Lepidoptera, Pyralidae.
GACCUCAGUGCACAGUCGCGCCAAACCUCGUCCACUGAAAACACGCUCGCAUUGUUAACUAUCUGGAGAAGUUUCUUUAUUCAGCAGUUGGGGCUACUUCCAUAAGUUUCGUGUUUCAGGAGCAGUAAUCCAAGAUGUCGCACACGGUGACCAUUACGCGUACGACGGCAGUGUCUUCGGGCAACUCAGGCAAUUUCCUCUACAUCAAUAGCGGCUACGUGUCUAGUUUGCCUGGUCUGCUUAAAUUGGCCCAACUGUUACUGGGUGCAGCGUGCGUAGGAGUAAUGACCUACUAUUAUGACCACAGUUACUCCAAAGUUUUGCCAAAAGCUGAAUUAUUCUUCCUUCUGGUUGCUGUGGCCUUCCUAAUUGGAACAUUUUGCCUUUAUAUAUCCUACCUGAUAUCAUUGUCUACCGCUACAAUGAUUUCGAAAACUGUUUAUGAGGUGAUAUAUCACGGUCUGGCAUUCAUUUUGUACCUAGCUGCUGGCAUUGUCUUGAUAACUGAAGUAAAUCAGAACAAACGAUCCAGCACCUACGAGCCGUAUCUAGCAGCUUCGAUCAUGGGGCUCGUGCUAGCGGGGCUAUACCUGCUCAGCACAGUGUUCGCAAACCGUUCUUACCGUAGCCUUUAAGUUUUCAUCCCAGAGUCGGAGCGCUUAAUUGAGUUAAGCUUUAACUUGUUAUACUUUUUUAUUGAUAAUUAGGUUAGUACCAUAGAAUUGGGAAUAAUAUAGCACUAUAGAAGAGGGACUGAUGUAUUUUGUGUCGCAAGUGAUGACAGAACUACUGUGAAGUGUGAACUUAUAUGUGCACGUUUUGUUUUCAUCUUUCAUUUAAAUUCUGAGAUAUUACAGCGUUAAGUGUGCAGAAAAUUACAUGACGCAAACCUCACACACUCACAUGAUUCUUAAGUUUUUAGGUACUCUUAUCUCUUAUAAUAUAUUUCAAUUGCCUCUAUUAUUCCGAUUUCUAUUAAUAGUACCUAGAUAUAUUUAAGUUUGACUAUUAUUUUUUAUAAGUUUAUUGACAUACAAAGCAAAUAAAUAUCACGUUAGUGCACUAAUUAUUAGUGCUUUUCUUUAGUAAUAUACCGUAAAAUGUGGCAACAUUACCAAACCCGUGGCAAGAUUUCCAUAUUGUAGGUAUUUUACUUAUAGUUGCCUAUCUUAAAAAAUUGCAAUUAAAUAAACGGAGUUUAAAUAGUAGUAUUUUUUCAAUAGCGUAGGGAAACAUUUUUUAUAAUUUUCUUACUGGCAACACUGACGAUUAUUUCAAUAUGGCUGUUCAUUGUCAAGGCGUGGGAAAGCGUCGUCCAACAAUUUUUGUCAAAUUGUGUCUUCAGAACGUAGAAUAAUUGUAAGAGGUGAGUAUUAUUUUGAUAUUGCAUGUAGGAAAUGGUCGGGAUUGCAUCUGAUUAAUUGUUUAAUCGCUACUUUUCUUUUUCAUUGAAAUAUCGGUAGAGGUAAUGUUGUUUGAGGUUAGGUAAAGUUGACACCGACUGCUUUGUGGUAACUUUACCUACAGCUAGGGUUGGCAUAAAUUAGGUAUUUCAUGUACCUAUGUAUGCGUGCUUUGUUUGAUACGUGUGAAUGUUUUGUUUUUAUAUAGGUAUGUGUAUAACAUGAAUAUCCUGCGCUACUAACGCAUAAAAGUGCUUGAAUAACUUCGAUUAUUUUCAUGAUGAUUAUUUUCAUGAGGAGCUCGGUGGCCCGACGGGAGUGCGCAUAACCAGCGCUUUCGCAAAUUAAGCGACACCGGGCGUGGUCUGCACAUGGGUGGGUGCCCACAAGUGGCAUACAAAUUUCUUGAGUUCCUCCGAGCUUCGGAAGGCUCGUAUAAGCCAUUGGUCCCGGCUGUCAUUAUUGUAUUAGGCAGCCUAAAAAAUCUGAUACCAGUGUUGGCCACUAACACACCCAAAAAACAAAACAAAACAAUGAUGGAAAACUAUUAGUACAAAGUAAUUUUAAAUGAAAAAAUGCUCUUAUUAUGUGUAUUUUUAUUUAUUUUUUGUUUCUUGACCUCAGGCUUUUCGGGGAUUUUGUGAAUGCUUUAUGCUUAUGUGUGCUUAUCUGGUAAGUAUCUUUUUGUUUCAGAAU